UCGUUGACUCGCACCGAUCCAUUCAAACGUACUUUGGCGCUGGGCCGUACAGAGCGCGCCCGCGUCGGUCCCCCACGCGGCAAAAUUUUUCUAAAGUUACUCGCCCCGACCUUACAUCUUACGCAGGUCGUUGACUAUGGCCGCGUAGUGUCGUGCAAGUCUCCCGCGAUUUGUUGUGCGCGACCUCGCCGAGCCCUCGCCGCAGUGAUUAUUUUGAUGCCUGUUGGUCCCAACCGUCGCCGCCAGUCCGUCUACUUUCGCUGCCAUGGGUGCCUACUUGUCAGAGCCGUUGACCGAAAAGGCAUCCAGUGAUGAAACCAACGAGUACCUCGAGUGCGGGCUCAGCUCCAUGCAAGGCUGGCGCAUGACGCAGGAGGAUGCACACAAUGCCGUUUUAAACUUCGAUGAUGGAACCUCUUUUUUUGCGGUAUAUGAUGGGCACGGAGGUCAUGAGGUUGCAGCAUAUUGUGCUGAGCAUCUCCCAAAGUUCCUCAAGAACAUGGAUCAAUAUAAAAAGGGGGAGGUUAUUGAAGCUUUAAAACAAGCGUUCUUGGGCUUUGACAAUACCCUUACCAAACCAGAAGUCAUCUCUGUUCUCAAGGAGUUAGCUAAAAGUGGUGAAGAUGGACAGUCAACAGAUGACGACGAUGAUGAUGAUAUGAGCAAUCUCAAAGAAGAGGCUUCUAUGCCCAUAGAAGAACUUCUUGCCAAAUAUCAUAGUGAGGGUGGACUUGGCGGGCUGAAGAAGCUUAAAGAUGGGAGCAUACCUCCUUCUCCAGCUUUAAAACCCAAAAGAGGAACCAGUUCAGCUGCUGGUUGUUCAAGUUCUUCUGAUGGACCGUCUGCUUCAAGUUCAGGCUCUGGUUCAGGUUGCAGUUCAUCUUCAGCUAGUGCUGACCAAGUUUCAAGCUCUUCAGCAAGAGCUUCAAAUUCCAAUGAAGUAAACUCAAGCGAUGAUGUGCCAGAUACACAGACUAACAGCCCAUCACCAGAUGUAGGGUCGUCUGGUGAUGUUAAAAUCAAGGAUGAUAAAGAUGUUGGAUCAUCUGGUGAUGUUGGAGUUAAAUCAGAGAAGGCUGCUGAAGGAGUGAAAGAAGAGGCAGUUGUAUCCAGUGGAAGUAGCAGUUGCAAUGGUUCCUCCCAAAAUGGUGCUGUGGAUAGUACAGAGAAAAAAGAAGUAAAUGGAGAAGUAAAUCAUGAAAUUAAAAAGGAAGAGAGCGAUAGUUGUAGUAAAACUGAUGCAGUGUCUUCUAGUUCGCCAUCCAAAGACUCUUGCACAAAUGGUGAAGUAUCUCCAAAGCAAGAAGUUCGAGUGAAGGGCAAAGGCAAGGCAAAGGACAAAUCCCCUCGCCCUGAUCCUGAAGCUGAGGAGGAAUCCCUCAAACGACCAAAGAUGCAGCGACCAACUAGGGUCAGCACUCUUCAGAUGUAUCGCAAUCUCAUUAAAGCUUCAAAGAUAAUAAAUGAUGAUUCUGAUGAUGACUCUGAAGAUGAAGACGAUACAACUUUUGAUGCUGGUGCUGAUGAUAGCGAUGAGGAUGUUGAUGAAGCAGCUGAAGAUGAGGAGGAAGAUGAAAGUGAGGAUGAAGAGGAAGAGAGCAUGGACGAAGAGGAGGAUGAAGAAGAAGAUGAGGAUUGUGAAGAGUUUGGAAUGGGUGGAAUGAAAGAAGAGCCUGGAGCUGAUAGUGGUUGCACAGCAGUUGUUGCCCUUCUUAAAGGCAGAGACUUGUAUGUGGCAAAUGCUGGUGAUUCACGAUGUGUGGUCUGCCGCAAUGGAACUGCAAUUGAAAUGAGCCUCGAUCACAAACCAGAAGAUCCUCUUGAGUGGCAACGUAUUCUCAAUGCUGGCGGCAAAGUAACAUGCGAUGGGAGAGUGAAUGGUGGGCUCAACCUUUCACGUGCUAUAGGUGAUCAUGCUUACAAGCAAAAUAAAGAGAAGUCUGAUACUGAGCAAAUGAUUACGGCUUUACCUGAUGUUAGGACCUUAAGAAUCAAUCCAGAUGAAGAUGAAUUUAUGGUUUUGGCCUGUGAUGGCAUCUGGAAUUAUUUAUCAAGCCAAGAAGUGGUUGAUUUUGUCCGUAAGAGGAUUCAGGAUGGAAAACUCAUAGUUUCCCAGAUUUGUGAAGAGCUCUUUGAUCACUGUCUGGCACCCAACACCUUGGGUGAUGGUACUGGUUGUGAUAAUAUGACUGCUGUCAUAGUUAAAUUCCGGCCAGAACUUUCCAAGCUUCCUGUCACCCUGACUAGUGACAGCGUGUUUGAAAAUCCAGUCAAGAAUGAGAAAGCGGACCCAGCUUCUGAAGCUGAAGGAAAAUGCAAGGUGAAAGCUGAAGUUGAUGGCAUUAAAGAAGAGAGCAAAGAAGUACCUAGUGAUGAAGUGAGCACAUCAAAUUCAGCUAAAAGAGCUGCAACUGAAAUAGAUGGUUCCAAUGGUGCAGAGCAUGAGCAGCCCGAAAAGAAGAUCAAGAAAGAGUCUGAGGACACUGCUGCUAGUUCUUCAUUAGACUCUGAAGCUGUUGCAGUUCAAGUGUAAUUUAUAGAUGCUGAAAUGGGGUUUUGAAGUAACCCUGCAAAUGAGGUGGGAAAAGUUGAAGACUGAUUCUGAUGGCCAGUGGGGCCUUUCUAAGUGAACUGACUUUUGAAACUCAGUGUUCAGUGGGCUAAGUUUUUAGAGGGAAAUUUGUGAAGUGCACUCAGUGACCUUCUGUUAAUGUGGGCAUAUCAUAAAUUUUUCAAUUGGAAAAAUUUAAGACAUGCAUGCAUGUGUGAAUGUGAUGCUAAGUGUGAUUGUGAAUAUUUUGUGGAUGGAUGGAUGAAUGAAUUUAUGAAUGAAUGCAUGUAUGACUGAAUGUGUGUGAAGAGUAUCUGUGCCUGUAUGUUAAAUGAAUCCAAAACUUUGUAGGACUGUAGGAAUUUCCUUUGUUAAUUUUAUUCUUUAGAAUCCACAAAUCAAUCAUCCAUUUUUGAAUGGAUAGGGGCAGAGUGCAUAUUUUAAUGUCUGUAAACAAAUUAAACCUGGUUCUGUAUGUUUUAGUUUGGUGUAGUAAGUGUGCCUGUUUCCUUGACUUUCUUAUGGAGAAUAUUAUGUACUUUGCCCUGUACCCAGUGAGCUGGAAACAUAAUUUGCACUAAAUUAAUAUAAUUGGAGCUUUGAUAAACCAUGUACCUUAAAAGCUCUAUUUCAUCAUGUGUAAUACAGCAACUUCUGCAAUGCCUGUGUUAUCCUAUUAUUUAUUUGUUUUACCAUUUGCCUUCAUGUGAAGGGAAGUGAUUUUCUGUGCCAAGGAAAGAGUGAUAGCACUUAUUAUUUUUUUCGUUUUUUUGAAAAUUUGUAUUUAACUCUUUGGCAUUUCUGUAGGCAGUGUCAAAUGUCAAUCUACAUGACAUUAAUUAGCAACCUUUACAUACAGUAAUGGAGCGUUGUUCCUGCAUUCAUAGGAUGCAUUAAUGAGUAUUUUGACACUCUACUGAGUUUUUUUUUGUGUGUUUCAUAGUGUUUGUCUGCAUUCUAAGAUCAUUUGCUUUCAAUAUUGAUUUUUUUCAUUUUUGAAUGUACACAGUGCAUCAGCUGUAUCUUUUACAGAAGGGGUGGUCCUUUUUACUCGGUGAAUUUUAUUUUAUGUAAUGUAGACUCUGUAAUAUUUUCUCUGCCAAAUGCUUGAUGUAUCUCACUGUGCUAUUGGUGUGCUCCAGUAUCAAUGUCCAUUCCAAAUUUGACCGUCAGGCUUUUAUGAAAGUGUCAAAUAACACAGUAAAGGCAUUUUCAGACAUCACAAA
Molecule: messenger RNA, 3777 nt
Organism: Frankliniella occidentalis (western flower thrips)
Lineage: Eukaryota; Metazoa; Arthropoda; Insecta; Thysanoptera; Thripidae
Product: probable protein phosphatase CG10417
Exons: 11
Coding region: 266-2533 (755 amino acids)
Biological process (GO): protein dephosphorylation
Molecular function (GO): cation binding; protein serine/threonine phosphatase activity
Source: RefSeq, a predicted model, not a curated record